AUGAAGAAGACGAUGCAAAAACUCAAAGUGAUGAAUAUCCGCCUGAAUUCGGUAAGAAGCAAGUUAAUGAGAGUGCGCUCAAGUUUAGAAACUAGUCUGGAAAUACCGAAUCCGAACCUGAGGUGCAAGCAGUUCUUGCAGCUUCAACUGAAAACCAUUGAGAAUGCCUUUGCUGACUACAAUAAGCUCCACCAGCGUGUCUUCGAAGCGGAUGUUGGUGACGAGGUGCGAGAGGAUGCGGAGGUAGAGUACGUCACAUUUGAGCAGCAGUACGGCGAAUUAUUCAUUUACAUUUCUAAAUUGAUCGAUGAUAAUAUCAAGACAGAGGAAGACGCAGCACGAACCGCGGCAGCCGUUCAUCCUUUGCCGAGUAUCUUAAAUACAACAGAAAUCGCGCCUCACCUCCCACCGCUGAAGGUUCCAUUACCCACGUUCGAUGGAACCUAUGAGAAUUGGUUCGCUUUUCGCUCGAUGUUCGAGACGAUUAUGAAGCGAUACAGUACAGAGUCUCCCGCUAUAAAGUUAUAUCACCUUCGGAAUUCGCUAGUGGGUAAAGCAGCCGGUAUUAUUGACCAGGAAAUAAUAAACAAUAAUGACUACGAUAUGGCGUGGAAAAUGUUGAUUGAGCGAUUUGAGGACAAAAGGCUUAUUAUCGAUAAACAUAUCGACGCACUUUUCAACCUCUCGAAAUUAGUAAACGAAAAUGCCACUGAACUUCGAAAGUUCAUAGACACAUGCGCGAAAAAUGUUGAUGCUCUGAAAAACCUCGGACUUCCUGUAGAGGGAUUAGGAGAGUGCAUGUUGAUCAAUCGUAUUGCAUCGAAAUUGGAUAUAGAAACCCGAAAGGCAUGGGAAUUAAACCAUGUUGAUGAUACGUUGCCAGGUUACGACGACACUCUUGAAUUUCUGCGAGAGCGAUGUAAGGUGUUGGAGAAGAUUCAACCCGAUUUGAAGCAAACAAUGAAGAGCCAAAGACCUGUGCGCAGUGCACAAGAUGUGAAGGGAAAAACAAGUACGCUAGUCGCUACUUCGAAUAAGUGCCCACAAUGUUCGGAUGGCCAUGAGUUGUGGAGGUGUGAUACGUUUAAAAAUGGUAACCUUUCUGAGAAAUACAAUCUACUGCGAAGAAUUGGAGCCUGUUUCAAUUGUCUUCAGAAAGGGCACAGAACAAACAAUUGUACAUCGAAACACACGUGCAAGAAAUGUCGGAAAUUUCAUCAUACAAUGCUUCACCCUGAAGAAGAUAGUGCGAAGAAAUCCGAAACCUCACUAAUAUCUGCAAUCAAUCCAGAACCACUGAAAGAGAAUUCCGAACAGCCAAUCAAAGGCGGGUCGGUUGUGACGUCGCGUGUUAAUGAUUACACAAUAUGUUUGGAACUACUCGUGGUACCCAAAAUCACUGGAGUUUUGCCAACUACUAAGGUGAAUGUGACGACAUUGGCCUUCCCGAAUGGCAUCGAUCUCGCUGAUCCCGGUUUCUACAUUCCCGACAAAGUGAACAUGUUGUUGGGUGCAGAUGUAUUUUUUGACAUGCUAAUGGCUGGUCGAAUCCAACUACCAAAUAGUGCUGCUUUACUGCAAGAAACUCAGUUUGGUUGGGUACUGAGUGGUUUAGUGCCGACUGAAGCUUCAGGGGUAGUACAUUCGUUUUGUGCUACUGCGCCCAAUGAAAACCUAGAUGUAUUAGUACGAAGAUUUUGGGAACUCGAGUCUUUUGGAGAUAUCGAAUUGCCAUGUUCAAUCAGCGAGGAAGAAUGUCUGCGACAUUUCGAGACGACACAUGAGCGUACAGCGGAAGGCAGAUACUUGGUACAUUUACCAUUCAACGACAAGAAGAAACAUCUGGGAGAAUCUAGGAGCAUGGCUGAGAAACGCUUCUUGGGCUUGGAGAGGCGUUUGGACAAAGCUUCGGAAUUAAAGAUUCUAUAUAAAGAAUUUUUGAAAGACUAUGAAGCGCUUGGUCACAUGGUCGAGAAUCCGAAUCCUGAUGAUUUGCAGGCAUUUUAUCUACCGCAUCAUUACGUUCUUAAACCCACUAGUACGACUACGAAACUACGUGUGGUUUCCAUCAAUCAAACACAAAUGAUCGGACCCACCGUACAAAACGAUUUGGUUUUGAUUCUUUUGAAUUUUCGCUCCCAUCGAUUUGCUCUUGUAGCCGACAUUCCCAAAAUGUAUCGGCAAGUCGCUGUAUACCAAGAUGAUUGCAGAUAUCAGAGAAUUCUGUGGCGAGAAAACCGAAACGAGCCACUGAAAACGUACGAUUUGCAAACUGUUACCUACGGAUUAGCUUCAUUUCAUCCCCGUUUUUAG
Molecule: messenger RNA, 2313 nt
Organism: Topomyia yanbarensis
Lineage: Eukaryota; Metazoa; Arthropoda; Insecta; Diptera; Culicidae
Exons: 2
Coding region: 1-2313 (770 amino acids)
Molecular function (GO): nucleic acid binding; zinc ion binding
Source: RefSeq, a predicted model, not a curated record